Messenger RNA from Botrytis fragariae, 8667 nucleotides. Its product is annotated as putative toxin subunit protein. Lineage: Eukaryota; Fungi; Ascomycota; Leotiomycetes; Helotiales; Sclerotiniaceae. The coding region runs from base 1 to 8667 and encodes 2888 amino acids. The transcript has 5 exons. The record is from RefSeq and is a predicted model, not a curated record.
AUGCCUCUUUUUAUCGAGGCAAUUGACAGUGGUCUUCUUCCUGGCGACCUCAGAGAAAGGUUGAAUCAUGCCAGCGAGCUUUGGCCUGGAGAUCCUCGAUCAGCCAUUGAUUGGUUCCUCGAGGGAGGAAACAUACCAACGGACACCAUUGUCGCCAUGACUUUCGUAAGAUCGCUCUUGUUUUACUUUGACGACGAGGAGUACGUUUGUGGUCAACUUCUGACACUCUUGAGCUCCUAUACUCUUGAAGGCCUGGCAUCAUUGCUUUUUCCCCGCAGUCUGUUGGAUCAAAAAGUGACAGCAACGCCGGCCAACUUUCCAUAUAAUUGGACAACCACCAAUUUAACAAUUGCCAAAUUGGAAGAAGUACGCGCUGAGUUCCUCGAUAAUCACUCACUUAUCGUGUUGCUUAUCCUGCUCAGAGAGGGCAAGUUCUCCAUCAAAGAGCGCCCUCAACAAAUUGCCGAUUGCAUUCUGACCGCGAUGAUCGGUGACGAGCUUGAAAUCGGAUCGCUCGAGCUUUUAGUCUAUGUGAAAAAAGCCUUCCCAGACUUGAAAGACGCCGAAUUCUCAGCCGCGAUUGAAUUUAUCAAAACUUUAAAAAUCCUCUCAAGUCUCGUUGAAGACCCUGAAGACGUGGUGUAUCUCUAUAAUUCCAACUACCAUUCUGUGCGAAGCAUCACAGCCCAGUCAAAGAGCAACUUUAAGAAUUCUUUGGUCACAGCUGGUACCAGCGUCGAGAGUUCACUCAAGAUAUAUGACUGUGCAGAACGUGUCGAUUGCUGGAACGAGCAACUCUGGUUACAUUUGAUGAAUUCCCGUAGAGCAGAUUCAGUCAUGAUUGACCCUUAUUUCGAGGGGGAGAUCACAAAUGUACCAAGUGAUGAAAGUUGGAUGGGCAAAUCUCAUAACAAUCUCACUGAUAUCUUCCGGCUCGAAGAUACGACUUGUGAGGAAUGUUGUUCUAUCACCUCCCUUUCUGCCUAUUUCGCCGAUCUUUUGAGCUUGCUCAGUAACACGACGCCGACGGGAACAAGCCCACAAUAUGAUGACCCGCCAGGCACUCGAAAUAGUCUGCUGAACAUCCUGUCACAGCGGCGUCCGGAUCUUAGGAACCUUGAACUUACCUGUGCAAAUUCGCAGACUUUGAUCCCAUACAUCAGUCUUGUGAACGAGGUGCUUGAGUCUUUCAUCCGCCAUAAGUGUCUUGGUUCGCCAGAUUCUAUUCGAGUAUUCAAUACUCCCAUUGAUGCUCAAGACGAUGAGCAUUCUCCUACACCACUCAAUCUGCCAGGGAACACAGACUACGAGGUCUAUUCCAAGAUCAUCUCAAAGCAAAGAUUCCCCUUUACCUCCUUUCCAUACGAUCAGGCGCGCAAUAUGGUACUCUCUUACUUUGACAUUUUUCAAGUAGCCCAUUGUGACUUCGUUGACAAAUUCCAAGCACCAGAGACAAUUCUGCAAACAAUAAAAGCAACAACUACAGAUGAAGUGAAGAGAUCGCUGAGCUUGGGAGCGAAAGAAGUCUUGGAGAGGCAAAGAGCUGCCGAAACACUGGGCCUGCACCAGAUGGAAUUCGCAGCUAUUACCGGAGAAAGCUUCUACCCACAAAUCUUUAGUGACCUCCUUAAAGGUCUUUCAAGUGACAGUAUCAUUGAUACGAGAAUACAGGAGCAUGAGUUCUGCCAGAUGUGGGGUUAUGAGGAUGAUGAAACCAUGUUAGGCGCUGCCGAGGGCUUAACACAGAUCAAAGAUCAAUUGAUGCAGAGGUCCGGGCUGGAGUUUCAAGAUGUCCUUGACCUUGUAAAGACUCAGCUUUUCGAUCAACAGCUGGUUAUUACCAACGAAGCUGGGUCUAACGAGUUCACUGAAUCACUUGCAGAGCUUCGACUGCUAUCGAACGCAUCGAGUCCACCGUUCCAGCCUCUUACUUCAAACAUAUGCCGAAACAUUCAAUCCUUCUUGCGUCUGAAGGCCAGGCUUGGGUGGUCAACCAAAGUACUCGAUGCUGCUAUCCACUGCUUACGUAACAGAGAAAUGGAGAGCUCGCCGUCUUUCAGAUCAAAUACUGUAUCCCAAGUCGCUUCUAUUUCUGUAUACGUCAUUAAAGGAAUUGCUUCUAUCGUGAAGCUCAGUGACCUGUGUGGAUUAGAACCUGCUGCUCUUGUUCCCCUAUGGGGUCUCAUCGAUUCAUUUGGCGACGAGUCUCUCCUUCAUCGCAAAUUUCUCAGCGCUUCUCUGGGAGAAAUAUUCGCCGUUCCCAAAGAUGGUGCAUACUUCCAGCCUGGAGGGAAGGUAGUUAAAAUUCAAGAAUGCGGUGCGAGCAUUUGUGCAAGCCUCAACUGGCGUUUUGAAUACAUCAAUGAUCUGCUCGAAGCCACCAAUCUUGCAAAUGAUGACCUGAAUAUCGAGACCUUUUCUAUCUUGUAUCGAUAUGUUACUAUAUGUCGAAUGCUUUCUGUUCCUCCCAAAUAUUGUGUGCCAUUCUUCAAGAUCUUCUUCGACAGGGAAGAUCCCUUGGCAAAUCCCAAUAAGACGCUUUCUACUAUUACGAAUUGGACAACUUUAUUAAACUCAGGCUGGACUAUUGAAACACUUGUACUAGCUCUUGGGAAACCUGCGAGUGAUGAGAGCAGUAUUACUGGAGGAAACCCUGGACAAAAGCUUACGGGCGCGAUACUAGAUGGAACCAAAGACUUGAGAAAAUCACUUUCAUCCCUUUUCAAUGGAGCCAUUCCUACUCAUGAAACUAUCGUCGAAUGUGCGGCACGUACAUUUGACUCAAUUACGGCCAGCCUGGUCGUUGAAUUUGUCGAAGGGUCUCAGAUUCGAACCACUAUCACAACCCUUGACACACAGCAAAAUCUACAGAGCCUCAUCAAUAAAUCCAAAAACUGGUCAGCCAAAAUUUCGGUAAUUCCCUCCUCAACAGCAAAUAAAUGGUCUGCCCAAUUCAAACUCGCAGGCAUAUUGACAGCGAAUGAGAAGCAGCAGAUUCUAGAUGGAUGUGCAGAAUUUCCUACUCCCAGCCCCUCUGUGAAUGACAUUUCGAUUGAGGCCGAAGCGCAAGUACAGGCACGACGAGCUGCUUUUGUCGAAAUGGCGAAACCUGUGAUUGUUCAAGAUACUCUCACAACAUCUAUUCUCAAUACCAUGAAAGAUCUUGUGGAAGGUGUUGAUAUAACAGUUCUAUCAACCCUUCUCACAGACACUGUGAAGGUAUCAACAAACGAAAACAGUGCACUCGAAUCAGCUAUGGCAGCUCUCAAACAGCUCAGCGUACCAGUUGAAAUCAUGACUAACGCAAAGACGCUAGAUGCAUACUUCACACCCAUGACAACAGAUGAUUUCAAACUGCACUAUACUGGUGCGUUGAAUAGCACUAUCAGUCUGAUGAUAAAUGGGAUCGAGGUGCCGUUUGAUACCAACUCGAAAACAUGGAGCGCAUUUCGCAUGAAUGCCAGACAGCCAUAUCUUCUAAAGAGUAGCAUUCCCCCAUCCCAAAUCUCAUGGUCAACAUGCAGAUCAAUGACGACACCCUUCACUGAUGAAGAGCUCCAGCCAUCAACAUCUAUCCAACGAGCAACAUUGAUUUUAGAGGCUAUUCAAAGAGCAGUGUGUAUUUGCCAAGCUGCAAAGCUCACGACAUCAGAGCUCGAAUAUAUCGACAGAGCGGGAAAAACAGAAGAUGAGAUGCUGUCAAUGAAUCUUAAUACACCUUCUCUCAUGAGCUUGGUGCAGCUCCAAGAGUACCGCGAGUUGAGGGAUAAUAUAAUGAUCGCGGACAGUGACCUAAUCAGCCUUUUCUCGUGGCUAUACAACCCUAAGAAUCCAGAUGUGAAGACAAUUGCAACCAAAAUCGCAGCAAGCACUGGUUGGAAAGACACGUUGGUAGAAAGCGUCCUCAAUGCAAAAUACCCAAAUCAUACUCCUGCGGAUCUUGUAGCAGUAUUGCGCAACCACGAUUCCUUUGUCAACCUUAGAGCCAUUCUUGCUUUCUACGAGGGUUUGGGUAGCGCAUCUGAUGUUACCUCCAAGCCUCUUAUGACAGAAUUGUUUUACCUUGCAAAACCUCUAUCACAGCUCAACAGUGGAGAUACAUACAUGGAAGCCGCCAAGAAUCUGCAAAAGAGAUUGACACCUUCACAACGAGAGGCGUCAGAUGAAGGACUAAUGGAGAGCCAGCGCAAGACACUCGUAGCUUAUCUUCUGCAACAAAAGUUCAUCACCCAAGACCUUGGUAUUUGGGAUGCAGAUGGACUGUUUGAGUAUUUCUUGGUCGAUGUACAGAUGGGGCCACAAAUUCGAACUUCACGCAUCAAGACAGCUAUCUCGGUCGUGCAAAUGUUUGUUCAACGAUGUCUUCUUGGAAUGGAAGAAGGAGUUUCGAAGUCAGUUCUAGGUCAUGAAAAAUGGGAUUGGCUACAACAAUACACUCUCUGGGAGGUACAUAGGAAGAUCUUCUUGUAUCCCGAGAACUGGAUCGACCCAUCGCUACGAGACGACAAAUCCGAGCUUUUUGACCAGUUUGAAGCCACCUUAAUGCAGAAAGACUUAAGCAUCAAAACGUUUCUCCAAGCUAUCCAGAGUUAUUUGUAUGAUCUAGAUGGAAUUUCAAGUCUCGAUAUAGUCGCGUAUGUUCAUGAACCGCAACCAGCAGCCUCAGAUAUCUUUCACUUGUUUGGCCGGACUCGCAGUGGGCCAUAUACCUUCUACUACCGCACUCUGACAAGAUUGAGGACCGCCGAGGUAUUUUGGCAACCAUGGUCCAAGGUCGAGGUCGACAUUGCAUCAAUUGAGACGGAAUGGGAGGGCCAAAGACUUGUGGAUACAGGCAGUUAUCUCCUCCCAAUAAUGAUCAAAGGUAGGCUGUACUUAUUUAUGCCAUCGAUCGUGCCCAAGACGUUAGUGAAGAACAUCUCAAGUAUGAGCCGUGUAACUACUUUUGACGCUCUGCGCAAUGAAAAUCCGAACUUAGCAGAGCCUGUGCGCAUCUGGGAAAUAACAAUGGCGUGGACAGAGUUCGUCAACGACACUUGGGCACCGAAGAGGGUUUCCUCUGGCAGUCUUAGUGUGGGCUUAGAGGCAUCUUCAGCCCAACUACGGGUCGAUCCCACAUUACAAGACAAUACUUUGACACUUCAAGUCAGUUAUGGUGAGGCUGGCAAAACCACUUCCAAGGCCAUUGGUUCAUUUAUAUUCUGCAAUGACCAAAUAAGCACUUCGAACACCGUGUCAACUUCUACCAAGACAGGCUCAUUUGCAACAUACUUUCAAAAAGCAUUGAAACAAGGAAUGGAUCUCGAAUCGCUCCCCGGAGGCUCCAAAUAUACCAAUUCCGCACCUCUGAUUUGGGUGCCACCUGAGCUGGAGAGUACCAAUGGGGCUUCGGAUGUCUGCUGGACUUUGUCAAAGUUACCACAGAGGGUGACAGGACUUGUUGUCAGCGCAAAAGUUAGUGAGGGCAGAAGAGCAAGUUUCUUCAAUAUACCAAAGAUGGAGCUUCUUAGUUCGACAUGGACCAAAGACGUCAUCAAGAACAAUACGGAACUUGUUUCUAUUGACCACAUAUUUUCGCACGAACUCAUGGAAGCUACCGCUGACCGAAUUGAUCCACUACGCUGCUUGUAUAACAAGAUAGCACAGCUGCCUGCUGGUGUGAUGAGAGAAAGUUUUGGGGCUGGUAGUCAUGAGGCAUGGUAUCAUGAGCUGGGACGUCCUACCGCUCUUUACAAUUGGGAGGUUGGCCUACACACAGUGCUAUUGGCAGUCGAUCGAUUUUCUGCCACCCAGCAAUACGAAGAAGCAUUGGAAGUUGCAAGACUGGUCUUUGAUCCAUCUGCUGAUCUAGAACUAAACGUGGAUGACAAAUCGACCUAUCGAUCAUGCUGGCGAUUUCCUCCGUUCCAGGAAAUGGCACGACAAAUUGCCAUCCGGGGUGAGACUUCAUUUGAUCCUUUGAACCUUGACCAUUUAAGCAAAGAAAUCCAACUUGCCAUUAAGGAGCGUCGUUCAUACGGUUCACUUGUACAUGCCGCGGCCAGGGGAAGACCAAUCAGUUAUAUGAAAUGGAUAGUGAUGAAGUACGCAGAGAUCCUCAUCGCGAUGGGAGAUGUUUAUUUCCGUCGAGCUUCUCUUGAAAGCCUGCCGAUAGCUACGCAGCGAUACAUCGAGGCUGCGCGAGUACUGGGACAGGAGCCGCCCAAAGUACCGGAUUUGGGGAAGAGAAAAAGGAAGGCAAUGACUUUUGAGCAACUGAGAGAAGAGGAUAUCAUGUAUGACUCUGUCGUAUUCGAUUUGGGCCUGCCUUUCUCAGCCAAAUUAAAGAAAGGCGCAGCCGAAAUAGCAGACAGAGAUCCGAAGAAAGAGAACAUCGCUUGUUUCCUCCGAACGAACUAUUUCUGCGCCCCUCUAAAUCCUAAGUUCAAGCAAAUGCGAAGCCUUGUUCACGAACGCCUUUACAAUCUCCGAAAUUCCUUCGAUAUUCAAGGAAAGCCGGUAGUCUACGGCCUUCGCGAACCACCCAUUGAUCCAGGAGCCUUGAUAGCUCUUAGCAAAGGAGGCAUGGGAGUAUCUGAUAUCCUCAGCAUGGUUUCUGGGGAACGAAAUAGUCCACUACCACGGCAGCGUUUUGAUGCUCUUCUAAAGCAGGCCUUAGCAUUAUGUACCGAGGUACGCAAACUUUCAGGGCGCCUUGUAGCCGUAGUUGAAAAGAAAGAGAUGGAAACUUUCAACAUCGGGAACGCCCAGCAUGCUUCAGUCAUACAGAAAAUGAUGCUGGAUAUCAAGAAUGUUGAGCUUGAAGAGGCACAACAGACUGUCGAAUCGCUCUUGAUCAAUCGUAGCUCGCUAGAGGCGCAAUUGAAUUACUACCUCCAGCUUAUCGGCGAGCCAGAUUCCAUGAUCCCAAAGCCCAAAGAUAAUUGGGUAGAUAUUCAGCAAAGUAUCGAUACCCCCACACAAGACGAACUUCGAAUGUCUUCAUAUGAGAAAGCGGAAAUGACACAAUCUCUCUCUGCUGGAGCCAAGAAUCGCGCGGCCGUAGCCACUGAUGCACUUUCGAUACCUCUUUAUCUCGUUCCACAAGCAACAACCAACUUUGAACCUCUUGGUGUCGGUGGAUCCAUUUCUUUCGCUGGAAGCUCCAUUGCUGAUGCAGUAGCGGCUGGGUCCACACUAGCGAGAGGAAUUGCAGCUGUUCUAGUAGACGAAGCCGGUCGAGCAGACAAGAAAGCUAGCCUAACGAUGCAGUUACGGGAACGAAGACUCGCAGCAAAUAUGAGUGGCCGUGAAAUCAAGUCAAUCGACAAGCAGGUCGAAAUCCAGAAAAUCCAUAUCACUUCAAUCCAGAAGGACAUUGAAAUACAACAAUCCGAAAUAGAAGAUGCAGCUGGAGCCGAGGAGUGGUACCGUACCAAGUAUACCAGCGAACAAUUGUAUACAUGGAUGGAGAAAAUUUUCAGGAAUCUUUAUUUCCAGGCUUAUGAACUUUCAAUGACCAUGGCACUUCGAGCGGAGAGCUCGUUCAACUUUGAAGCUGGCAGCAAAAGUUCGAUAAUCAACAAGGGGGGGUAUUGGAAUCCUUCUCAAGAUGGUCUUCUAGCUGCCGAAAGUCUUUAUCUGGACCUGAGACGACUCGAAAGCGCGCAAUUAGAUUGUGCAGCUGCUGAUUACAACAUUAGUAAGAGUGUGUCUCUGAAAGACUUUGAUCCCAUGGCGUUGAUGAAACUCAGAAUCACUGGAACAACGGACUUCUCCAUUGGCGAACUCCUUUAUGAUAUGGAUUUCCCCGGUCAUUACAUGCGCAGAAUUCGAUCUGUUAGUGUCUCAGUACCAUCAGAUAUAGAGACUGGAACUAACACGAAUGCCGUCUUGACAUUGCUAGAGCAUAAGUAUCGCGUAACACAAAACGCAGCUGACUAUGCUGCUUCCCAAUCUGCCACUGGAAGUGAAUCAUUUAGAACCGACAGAAUUCCGAUAACAGCAAUAGCCGUAAGCUCUGGUGCUAAAGACCCUGGAGUGUUUGAGCUUGACUUCUCUGGUCCCCGAUACAUGCCAUUCGAGGGCGCCGGCGCUAUUUCAGCAUGGCGUCUAGAAUUUCCGGCACCAAUUCGUCAUUUCAAUUAUGAGUCUAUUACUGAUGUGCAACUACACAUACAGUAUACUGCGUACGAGGGAGGUCCAACACUGAGAAAGGCGGCGAAAGACGCAGUUGUCCAAGCAGCUCAAUCCAUUGAAGCUCAAGGUCAACAUCAAGGAUACUGGGCACUUUGGGACCUCAAGACCGACUUUGCUGCAAAAUGGGUAGAUUUUGGAAAGACUCUUCUUACUACCAACGUGGAAGCGACCCUAGACCUUGGCAAUUUGAAAGACCGUCUGCCUUUCUGGUCACGUCAUCAAAAAGAUCUCCAGGUUCAGUCCUUCACGUUGAUGUCUCGGAACAAAAACGUAAGGGACAGAUUAAGUAUAUCGGUGGAUCCAAAUUCACCUGCAUACAACGGAACCGAUGGUAUCUACUCGGGUGAUCUCUUUACCAGAAAAUGCGACAUGACUGAAAAGAACUUAAAUUGGAAACUCAAGGCGAAAGCAGUUCCAGUUGCCGCGGUUGCGAGCGAGAAUGUUUAUCUGUUUGUUCGUUAUAUUUAUGUUGGGAAAGAUAUCUCAUAA